AUGUCGCUCGCAUACUCACCCAUCUCAACACCAUCCCUCUCUCCAACAUCUUCUCGUUCAACGUCUCCGUCAAGUCCAAUUGAACGUGUCAAAGAAAGUCUAGAUAUUUUCGAAAGAUUACUAGCUCAGAAAGCACCAUCAAUGAGCAUCCGCGAAUCAUUUUAUGCGUUUGUCUCGGACUAUAACGAAUGUAGACUUGACGACGACAGCAUCUGGAAUAGCGCGAAUGUAAAGGAUAAAGAAGAGUAUAGACUGAGAGAAGAUUUGAAAUUCCGUCGGUGGAUGGUGACUAAAUUAUUCAGACCAGAAUUUUUGCACCAAGAAGAGGCGGCGAAGGAAGAAGAAAAAGACGACGAAAUAGACGCAUUUCUACAGACUUUUGUUCGUGAUGCCUAUUUUGAAGAACUCAUGGCAAGAGGGUGGAUUGACGAAGAGAUGGAAUGGGAUCAGAACAAAUAUAACCAAGAUGAGAUCAACCAGCGGGAAUGUGUUGAUGACAGUACUAUUGACUAUGAUUAUCCUGAUGACGACUGCGAUUCGGUGCUGUCAUACAGCUUUAUCGACGACCUACUUCCCUUAUACUGCAACGUUCUGUGGGAUCAGCAAAAUAACGUUGAACCACCUACAAAUGUCAUUACUUCCGAUGGCGAAUAUAUUCCUUUAUGCAAUAAUCCAUAUGCUUUUAUUGAUAUAUUUGAACCGUGUCCCGAAAGAGAUGCAAACAAAGAAGCAUAUUACGCCUUAUUACAACUACAUUAA
Molecule: messenger RNA, 759 nt
Organism: Paraglomus brasilianum
Lineage: Eukaryota; Fungi; Glomeromycota; Glomeromycetes; Paraglomerales; Paraglomeraceae
Source: the annotation of a GenBank genome assembly